AUGCCCUGGAAAGGAAACUACAAUAGUGAUGACUUCCGCUGCAACACGGGUUCUUUCCAGUUUGCCGGCCAAACCGACGUCAACAAAGUGAAAGCUGGCGACCAGAUCGGAUUCGCCACAGACUUUGGCGUUUUGGUCGGACACCCUGGGCCUAUGCAAGUGUACAUGUCGAAGGCCCCGGGAGAUGUUCGAGAUUACGACGGCUCUAGUGACAGGUUCAAGAUUUGGGAGCUCGGCCCGACCUCUUUCGGUAACGAGAGCAUUCAAUGGGGCGUGACUGGGAAAUCGAACUUCACAUUCACCCUACCGAAGGAGACUCCCGCCGGUCAAUAUCUCGUUCAGAUCGAACACAUUGCGCUUCAUGGAGCUGGGGAGUUUGGCGGUGCUGAGUUUUACUUCAAUUGUGCACAGAUCGAGGUUGAGAGUGACAGCACGGAAACUCCGGGGCCAGUCGUUAAAAUUCCUAGUGUUUAUACUAGAUAUGAGCCUGGCAUUUUGUUUUACAUGCCCAACGUCUGGCCGCCCAGUAUUGGUAACUCCAUCUACGCCGAGGGUGUCACUGGCACACCCACGGGCACUUGGUCGGCGCCAGCUGUGACUCCUGUGAUCGGGUCUGCAACAGCCACGUCUAGUAGCCAGGUGACUGGAUACUCUACCUCGUUGGCCGCAUUACAGAGAGUCCAAUCUUCCUCUAGCAAUGUCCUCACCACUCCUCCGGUGACAUCUGAGGUCGCAGCCGAGACCACAUCUACCCUGAGCUCAUCAAGUCAAAUCACCGACGGUGAUUGCGGGACAGUCACGGUACUACCACAACCACUACCGCCAUACCUGAUGGUUCUCUCGCCACACCAGAGAGUGCUUGUGUUCCUGACAAAAUCACUACUACAACCACAGUCACGAUUUUUACAACUGGCAAUUGAUCUCGCUACUGGCUUCUUGGAAUAUCUUUAG
This is a messenger RNA of Penicillium subrubescens, 951 nucleotides long. RefSeq names its product lytic polysaccharide monooxygenase auxiliary activity family 9 protein. Lineage: Eukaryota; Fungi; Ascomycota; Eurotiomycetes; Eurotiales; Aspergillaceae. The coding region runs from base 1 to 951 and encodes 316 amino acids. The record is from RefSeq and is a predicted model, not a curated record. The transcript is spliced from 2 exons.